Messenger RNA from Papilio machaon (common yellow swallowtail), 2987 nucleotides. RefSeq names its product cap-specific mRNA (nucleoside-2'-O-)-methyltransferase 1 (gene Cmtr1). The record is from RefSeq and is a predicted model, not a curated record. Bases 190 to 2949 code for a protein of 919 amino acids. Lineage: Eukaryota; Metazoa; Arthropoda; Insecta; Lepidoptera; Papilionidae. Gene Ontology annotation, cellular component: nucleus; cytoplasm. Gene Ontology annotation, biological process: 7-methylguanosine mRNA capping. Gene Ontology annotation, molecular function: methyltransferase cap1 activity; nucleic acid binding. The transcript is spliced from 14 exons.
UUGUCGAGCUUGUCUAUUGUCAAUCAAUCUAACACGUUAAAUUAUAAUGUUUGAGAAGUUGCAAUUUUAAUUUAAGUUGCAAAUAAAUCAGAAAGGUUUAACGUUAAAUAUAGAACUGUCUAAACGCUAAUCUUUCUAGAGAAACUUAAUACAUAUAAAGACUUGUAAGCAAGCCGGCAAACCGUAACCAUGAAUUCAGACCCUACUUCUGAUGAUGAUUCCAGCAGUGAUGUCAGUUCAGUGCCUUCAAAGCGUGCAAGGACUGAUACUUUUGGAGCAUCAUCCACAACUUCACAUGGUUCAGUUUUACCAGAUUCUGAUGAUGAUGAUGAUGAUGAAACUACAGAUGGAUAUGAUCACCCACAAGCCACUGGAAAGAAACAAAUGAAAAAGAAUUAUACAGAGCAGAGUCCAGAAAGCAAUUUAAGAUUAAGCAGAAGCAGCUUGAGUGAGAAUUGUUCAUCCCCUAAUGAACAAUAUGAUGACUACAGACCUGGAUUUGACAGUGUAGAUACUGACAAUGACCAUGUUGAUGCAAAGCCAAGUUUUCAAAGUGCCAAUGACAAUGCUUUCUAUAGCAAAAAUUCUGAUAAUUCGGAAAUAAUUGACAGUGGACAAUAUUCAGAAAAGUCAAAACGCAUGAUGAGCAAUAUGGGUUUUAAACCUGGUAAAGGUUUAGGUAAAUUUGAACAUGGUAGGGUGGAGCCUGUAGAGGCAUCAACACAAAAGGGUAAAAGAGGUCUGGGCUUUCAAGCUUCUGUUGUCGGAGAAGCUCCUAAAGAUUUUCAAUGGUCACCAGAAACUGCUACUCCUCCAACAGCUGUGGAAGAAGUACUUUGGUUGCCAUCAUCACCAUCAGAACCCCUCUCUGGUGCUGUCUUACAAGAAUGGCUACAAAUUGGCCCUAAAAAAUUGACAAUUGAGGAUGAAACAAACUUUGUGGAACCACGUAUAUUGCAAGGCAUUUUAAAAUCUAAGUCUAUUUUCGACACCUUGGAUGAUGAAGACUUAAAACAUGCACGAUUCUGUAGUAAUCCAUAUGAAACUAUUGGUGCAGUCAUCUUUUUGAACCGUGCCGCUGUUAAGAUGGCCAACAUAGAUGCGGUGUUUGAUUUCAUGUUCACCAAACCUACAAAAUUGACUGGUGAACCGGCAGUUGGCAACAAGGAUUUGCUGUAUUUUGCUGAUGUUUGUGCUGGUCCUGGAGGUUUCUCUGAAUAUGUUCUGUAUCGAAAAGGCUGGCGUGCUAAAGGUUUCGGUUUUACAUUAAAAGGUCCAAAUGACUUCAAACUGUCGGAUUUUUACGCCGGUACACCUGAGACAUUCAAUCCUUAUUAUGGCGUUAAAGAAGAUGGUAAUGUUUUCGAUCCAGCCAAUCUAGCAUCCUUAAAAGAUUUCGUACUGAGUCAAACAGAUGAUCAAGGCGUACAUUUUCUUAUGGCUGAUGGUGGAUUUUCUGUAGAAGGGCAAGAAAACAUACAAGAGAUCCUCUCUAAGCAGCUCUACUUGUGCCAAUGUCUCGCCGCCUUGAUGCUCGUGCGGACAGGAGGAAAUUUUGUGGUCAAACUGUUUGAUGUGUUCACGUUAUUUAGCGUUAGCCUCGUUUACAUUAUGUACCGAUGUUUCGAAAAAGUGUCUAUCCACAAGCCGGUUACUUCAAGACCUGCUAAUUCAGAAAGAUACUUAGUAUGUAAAUGGAAGAGGGUCGGCACUGAGUCAGUGGAGCAGCAUCUGUUCUCAGUGAACUCCAUGCUGUGGAGGGGUCUGGAUAAGGAGAGUGACGUCACGUCGCUCGUGCCCCUGUCUGUACUUCAAGAAGACACCGAGUUCUGUGAAUACAUUUACAAAAGCAACUGCAUACUUGGGAAAAAUCAAAUUGAAAACCUACUCAAAAUAGCUGCAUUUAGUAAAAACAAAAAUUUAGUAGAACCUAGUCAAGCAACCAUGAGAUCAGAAUGUUUAAGUCUGUGGCAAUUGCCGGAUAAAGUGAGGACUCAGCCUGAAAGAUUGAACCCUGAUGAAACAAUGAUGAGGAUAUUAAAUGGCAUGAGCAAGCGCACUUCAGAUGCGCACAAUGCGCGUUCAUUCAAAACUAUCGUGUUGGGCAAACAGCCAGCGUACUUAGAGAAGAUAUCUGAUAUAGGAAUACUGAGGAAUGUCUACGAUUGGCAUUUCACAUUUUUGAGCAGCGAAAAAAAUAGUAAUGACACGAAAAUGUUUUUAGGGUGUGGAGGUAAGAGAGUGUUUCAAUUGGAUAAAACUGGUUGGAGAAAUCUUGGUGAUUUGCAGACCUUUAUAAAUUUGCCUCCGAAAACACUUUUUUAUGGUGAGCUUGUGAAGGAGUACUGUGGACAAGGACUUAAUCAACAUUUCAAUAAAGCAAUUCAUGUCAUUGAUGCUAUAAUGCUUGGUGGUAUUGACAUUUCACAUAUGUCAUUAACGGACAGAAUAAAUCAAUGCAAUUUGUUUUGCACUGCUAUAGAGAAGAAUUCUGGCGAUUUGGAAAAAUUAUCUAGCGAUGUAGCACUUCGAUGUAAGAGAUUCUUUAACAUGGAAAACUUUUCAUCAGUUGUAUGCAAUUUAGAAUAUAGAACUAUGAAAAGGGGAAAUAAAGUUGUUACUACUAAAGCACCAAUGAGGAGCAGAGGAAAAGAGAAAUACUAUGUCGUUGGAUCUGUACUGUUUAUGAAGGAGGUCAGAGACCCAUGGAUCGCACAAAUAUCUAAAAGCACAGGAUGCAAGUAUUAUUUCAAGAUAGGGAAAGAUGGAGAACGAAAAAGCGAAUAUCAUCUUUUAGAAGAGUCGCGCUUAGACAUGCUAUCCACGUAUUCCAGUCGAGUCUUGUGGCCUUGGGAAGCUGCUGCCAUUCCGAUAUUCGAAGGACAACCGAAUGUCGGAAUUUCAAAGGUUGACAUGGAAGAAUAUAUUUCAAAAAAUAUGAUAAGAUAAUGUAUAAGAUACCACGUAAUUUAUGGAAUAAAAUUCAA